AAAGCACUUCACAAUGUCCUCCCGUGUCUUCUUCCGUUCGUUGGCCUCAUCUGCCAAGUCUGUCAAGCCCCCAGUGCAAUUGUAUGGUAUUGACGGUACUUAUGCCAAUGCCUUGUACUCUGCCUCGGUCCAGGACUCUUCUGUAGAAGCUUCUUUCCAGUCCUUGACCAAGAUCAACAACUUGAUCCAGAGCGACUCAAAGGUAGCUGAGUUUUUGGCCAACCCAGCCGUCAACAAGGCUGACCGUGACUCUGUCGUCAAGGUCAUUGAGUCUACGUUGAAGUUGGACAAGACCACCGGUAACUUCUUGUCGGUUUUGGCCCAGAACAACAGAUUGACCAUCUUCAAGUCCAUCUACGAAAAGUUCUCGUUGUUAAACGAUGCCCACAAUGGUCUUGUUGAAGCCAAGGUAACCUCUGCUAAGCCUUUGGACUCCAAGAUCUUGAAGAGAUUGCAAACCUCUAUCAGUAAAUCCGCUUUGGUUGGUGAAGGUAAGACCUUGAAGCUUACCAACAACGUCAACCCAGAAAUCUUGGGUGGUUUGGUUGUCGAAGUUGGUGAACAAACCGUCGACUUGUCUGUCCAGUCCAAGGUCUCCAAGUUGAACCAGACCUUGAAGGAAGCUUUGUAAGCUCUUCAAGCUCACAUCAUAAAAGAACCAUCCCAUCAUCCUGUUGUAACGAAAAGGUAAUACCAAAUCCUACAGUGCUAUUUCGCUUUGAUAGGGCUCUUCCAGUUUACGACAUCAUAUGUAGCACAUUGACUAGAUAUUCGUUUCUUCUUCAUCCGUUCAGUUAAGUUAUUAUAUAUAAAGAAGUUAG
Scheffersomyces stipitis CBS 6054 is the source of this 821-nucleotide messenger RNA. RefSeq names its product F1F0 ATP synthase subunit 5 (gene ATP5). Lineage: Eukaryota; Fungi; Ascomycota; Pichiomycetes; Serinales; Debaryomycetaceae. Gene Ontology annotation, cellular component: membrane. The record is from RefSeq and is a predicted model, not a curated record. Gene Ontology annotation, biological process: proton motive force-driven mitochondrial ATP synthesis. The transcript has a single exon. Gene Ontology annotation, molecular function: proton-transporting ATP synthase activity, rotational mechanism. Bases 14 to 631 code for a protein of 205 amino acids.